Molecule: messenger RNA, 1271 nt
Organism: Aphis gossypii (cotton aphid)
Lineage: Eukaryota; Metazoa; Arthropoda; Insecta; Hemiptera; Aphididae
Exons: 6
Coding region: 107-895 (262 amino acids)
Source: RefSeq, a predicted model, not a curated record
UUAGUAUUAAGUAUAGAAAUCUUUUGGUACAAGGAAAGUGAUUUUAAAUUGUUCAUAUUUAUUUUAAAAUUGUACAAUAUUGUUCAAUUGAAUAAUAUAUUCCUUCAUGUCAGCCGUAAAAAUGAAGAUUCCAGAAGACAAUAUUACAACAUAUCUGACAAUGCGAAGUCACUUUAAAAAGAUAUAUGAUGUAAGACCUAGGGUAAACUGUUGGUCAGAAGCUUGUCCAAGUAAAAGAUUAUUAAAAAACACUAUCAAUAUUCGUGAUUUUCAAGUUUUGCCGCAUUACUGUAAUUCAACUAUCAGUUCUUCGGCAAAAAAAUCUAAGCAACAAAAGUAUGAUAGUAAUAAGUUAUCUCGCUCACCAUCAAGUAAAAAGAAAACCAUAAAUAGAAACUUAAGUUAUGAAUGUGCAUAUAAUGAUGACGAUUUCGGGUUUGGGCCGGUUGAAAAUAAUAAUCGAACAUAUUAUUCGCCAGAAACCCACCAUCCUCAUCUUUCAGAAAACGCACAUAAGACAAUAAGAAGCCAGCAACAUAAUCCAUUACAAUCAGAUCAUCCAAAAGAAACGACCAAAAAAAAAAAUAAGUUUUUUCAAAAUACAAUGGAUGAGUCGUACCAACGAUUUCUUGAAGAAAUGACAAAUGAAGUAGUAAGACUUGACCUGUCAACAGAUAAAGCAUUAAAAAAUGUAUUUCGUAAACAUAUAAAACACAAUAUUGGAAAGCUUGAUGAGAAAAAAAUGAUGGCAGAAGUGAUGAAAGUACAAGCAUUAUUAGAUUUACCAUUGGACAAUGAUGAUCGAUAUUCAGGAAUUGAUGACAUACCCACACUUUCAACAAAUGAUGCAACUAAUCAAAAUAAUCUACCAGCUGCACUAAAAUCUGUAAAAUAGUUUUUAAAUUAUCAAAAUCUUUAAAAUAAUGUGUAAAUUUUUUUAUUUUUUUUUAUGCUUAAAAAGCACAAGAUUGUAUGCUUAACUAUCAGAUAAUUAAUUAUAGGUAGAUACACUGUUUUUAUUAUUUGAAAUUUAUUUCUAAAUUAUAAGUAAUCAUAAUUAUAGCUAGGUAUAUGUAAUAAUAUUAUAAUUGCGUAUUAGAAUUUAGAAGAACCAUAGAAGUUAAAACACAUACUUAAGAACAUUUUUCAAAAUCUCACUGUGUGGUGUGCGUGUGCCUGUGUAAUAAGAGCUAUCAACUUUUGAUUGUUAAAUGACAAUUGCCAUGUUAAAUUUUGAGCAAAUUAACGAUAAUAUAUUAGUUUUACUAUAA